UGAAGUCUCCGCAUAGAUGAACAGUGGAACAGCAAAGAUAUCACCUCGUCAAGGAGGCAAACACACCGUACAUUGGUUUCGUAAAGGUUUACGAUUGCAUGACAACCCAUCUCUUCAAGAAGGCCUUCGAGGAGCAACAACAUUUCGAUGUGUCUUUGUUCUUGAUCCAUGGUUUGCUGGAUCUUCUAAUGUUGGUAUAAAUAAAUGGAGAUUCCUUCUUCAAUGUUUAGAAGAUCUGGAUCGUAACCUGAGGAAAUUAAAUUCACGUCUAUUUGUUAUUAGAGGUCAGCCGGCUGACACCUUACCUAAACUGUUUAAGGAGUGGGGUACUACUGCUUUAACUUUUGAAGAGGACCCCGAACCUUUCGGAAGAGUACGUGACCAUAACAUUACAGCGUUAUGUAAAGAGCUUGGUAUUUCUGUAGUUCAAAAAGUAUCGCACACUUUAUAUCAUUUGCAACAUAUCAUAGACAGAAACGGAGGUAAAGCGCCGCUUACUUACCACCAAUUUUUAGCAGUUAUAGCAUGCAUCGGUUUGCCACCACAACCAGAACAACCCGUAACACCAAAAACAGUCGAUGGAGCUCAAACGCCAUUAUCAGAUGAUCACGAUGAAAAAUUUGGUGUUCCAACCUUGGAAGAACUUGGUUUUGAUACGAAAGGAUUAAAACCGUUAGUUUGGCCGGGCGGUGAAACGGAAGCUCUGACACGACUAGAACGUCAUUUAGAAAGAAAAGCAUGGGUUGCUUCCUUCGGUAAACCAAAAAUGACACCACAAUCUCUGCUACCUUCACAAACGGGUUUAUCUCCAUAUUUAAGAUUUGGAUGUUUAUCUACUCGUUUAUUUUAUUACCAUCUUACAGAUCUGUAUAAGAAAAUUAAAAAGGCAUAUCCCCCACUAUCAUUACAUGGACAAUUACUAUGGAGGGAAUUUUUUUAUUGUGCUGCAACAAAAAAUCCAAAUUUUGAUAAAAUGUUGGGUAAUCCAAUCUGCGUGCAGAUACCUUGGGACAAAAAUGCAGAGGCACUUGCCAAAUGGGCAAAUGGUCAAACUGGUUUUCCCUGGAUUGAUGCUAUCAUGGUUCAACUUAGACAGGAAGGAUGGAUUCAUCAUCUUGCUAGACAUGCUGUAGCAUGUUUUUUAACAAGAGGAGAUUUGUGGAUCUCUUGGGAAGAAGGAAUGAAAGUAUUUGAAGAAUUGUUGUUGGAUGCCGAUUGGUCUGUUAAUGCGGGAAUGUGGAUGUGGUUAUCCUGCUCAAGUUUUUUCCAGCAGUUUUUUCAUUGUUACUGCCCAGUAAAAUUUGGAAGGAAAGCUGAUCCGAAUGGAGAUUACAUAAGACACUAUUUGCCAGUCUUAAAAAACAUCCCGACACACUACAUCCAUGAACCUUGGAUGGCUCCAGAAUCUGUUCAAAGAAGUACUAAAUGUAUAAUAGGAAAAGAUUAUCCUCUACCAAUGGUUAACCAUACAUCCGUUAGUAGAAUCAAUAUUCAACGCAUGAAACAAGUCUACCAGCAAUUAUCAAAUUAUCGCCCCAAUGAUGAAUCAAAUUAUGCUAGAUUGAAACGACAUGGAAUGUAUCCGAAAAGAAUAGAUAUAUCGAAAUGUACUGUUGAAAAAUAGAAUGUAA
Messenger RNA from Sitophilus oryzae (rice weevil), 1631 nucleotides. RefSeq names its product cryptochrome-1 (gene phr6-4). Gene Ontology annotation, cellular component: cytoplasm; nucleus. Gene Ontology annotation, biological process: circadian regulation of gene expression; negative regulation of DNA-templated transcription; entrainment of circadian clock by photoperiod. The record is from RefSeq and is a predicted model, not a curated record. Bases 17 to 1624 code for a protein of 535 amino acids. Lineage: Eukaryota; Metazoa; Arthropoda; Insecta; Coleoptera; Curculionidae. Gene Ontology annotation, molecular function: DNA binding; FAD binding. The transcript is spliced from 10 exons.